UUCCGCAGUGCCUGAUUAUGCGGUAACCCUACCGGGAUUUCGGAAAAUUUUAAACCGAGUUGACGUGCGACUUCAUUUUCUCCGUCAGCCCGCUGCUCGCCAACAACAACAAACCGAGAAGUGAAAGAAUUUAACGACAUUACAAGUCGUAACUGUCCGUUUUGACGCUAUUAAGUUUCAAUCAUUGCCUGGUAGACCAUUAAGUUGUUCGAUUAAAAAAUGUUGGAUCUUCACAUGCUCAAAAGCCUACCGGGAAAUGGAGAGGUUACAGCGUGCGAGCGUGAAGGAGUGCUUCGUUGCGACAGCUCAGACCUUGCUGUUAAAACAGCGCAGCUGAUGCUUGGAUGCAGUGAACCAAUCCUUGAAACUGAAAGCUGUGAGACAGUUCGACCAGCACUGGGCAAGCAUGAUGCUCAGAAUGCCUUUUCAGCUAGGCCUAGACUGCCAGCAUCAAUUGUCAUUGCCUACCGUGAGCGAGGAUUGGCCGGAUGUUUGGAACAAUUGGUUGAAGAUUCUGAGCCAGGCUGGCUGAUGGCUAUUGCAAGAGUGGCUGCUAAGGCUGCUCUGGCUGGUCUCAGCACAGCCGAGCAAGUCACCAAGUUCACAAGAUUUGAGAGGAGUAUAAGUACACGCACUCACACUUCAGGGCUGGGUGGUGGCAGCCGAGAGAUUGUGAGCAUUUCUUGGCACAGUUGCAGCAGACGUUUGGCUGUCGCGUUCACUGAUGACAGCGUUAAAAUCUACAGCCAGAAGCCCUUGCAACCACUACUUAAGCACAGAAUACAGCGACGCGUCACUCAGGUCCAGUGGCUGCCCUACAGCAUGAGUGUUGCGUGCGUGUCGUGUGAGGCGGGAGUCUUGCUGUGGAGUGUCGACCCUUCGUCUGUAGUGACGCGCCCUUCUGGAGCCUGCAUCUCGCUCCUGCCUUUCCUCCAUAACGCCUCUCAUGCCGUCAUGACGACACAUCCUCAGGGCACGAGCGUGGCAUGUUCAGAUGGCCGCGGCGUGCGUGUGUGGGACACGGCGUUGUUGAUGAGCACUGAGGUGCAGCGCAGCGGUCACGUCACGCACCUCGCCUUCUCGCCUGACGCCACCAGACUGCUCGUGGUCAUGGCUCGUCCUCCUACCCUGAGAGUUUUCGACACAAGUGACUGGAGCCUGCAAGAGUGGGUGAGCAGUAGCGAGGUAUCGUGCUGUGCGUGGUCGCCCUGCAGCGACUACGUUGUCUUCUGCACCGCUGACCCUGCCGUGCUGUACUUCUUGUCGCCUACCACUGCUGCCACAGCUUUCUGCACCGCUGACCCUGCCGUGCUGUACUUCUUGUCGCCUACCACUGCUGCCACAGCUGCCACUAUGCUGGCAGACCUUUCUCUCGUGCAACUCGCCGACACAAGUGGCCAGACUGUCAGCGUCGGUGGAGCUGUGAAAGGCAUGGCGUGGGGCGGUGAGCGGCUCUUGCUCUAUUUCCACUCCUGCUCCUACUUGGUACUCUUUCACACGCUCACGAUUCAUGCUCUUAAAAUUGCCAUCAACGGAGUGAUCAAAGGUCCUGACGACUGUCUGCCAGUGUCAGCAGCCUUUCACCCUUCCCAACCAUCGCUACUUACGGUUGCUUGGGACGACGGGACUCUACAACACGUCCCUCUUCUAUACACGUCUCGGCAGACCACGUCAACAUCAAAUAUUGGUGCUUUGAACACCACGUUAGCCGAGUUUAACACCACAGUUGCCGACUACCACACCACCAAUGUUAACAGUCCUUGGAAUGACUCUCAUAUUACGCCUCGAGAAUUUCAAAGCGAUACUCUAAAUGGGAGUCUGUGGCCUAAUAAUAGCAUUUUGUCCUAACUCAGUUUCGAAAUUUCUUGGGAAAUGCUUCUCCGAUCUAGCUUUCUUCAUUAAUUUAGAAACCUGACAUUAUUUUUUAUGGGUGGAUGGAUAUGAAAUUAUGAAGAUUCGUCUUAAGUCAGUGAGCGAAAUUCACAAUUUGUAGGUGUUUGUGUUAGUUAUGAAGUUUGGAAAAGCUCCUGUAGGUGUUAUUCUACGCUUUUCCCUUUCGCCUCAAUCGUACCUUGCAUAGAUAGGCAAAUUGUUUUAUGACUGAGUAGAAUAUACUUUUCAUAUGAAAGUUGUAGCGUUAGUUUGUAUUAAGAUUUUAUUGGUCGGAUCUUUAUUAAUAAAUGAAUGUACUUCAGCCAGUUGUUGAAAUAAGGCUCCACGAAGAUAACUCCUAAUUAAUUGUGCUAUAGCUCGAAUGUCAAAAUGCUCACUGUUAGUCGAGUCAAAUAUAAUAUUUAGAGAGCA
Messenger RNA from Hyalella azteca, 2304 nucleotides. Its product is annotated as aladin. Gene Ontology annotation, cellular component: nuclear pore. Gene Ontology annotation, molecular function: protein binding. Gene Ontology annotation, biological process: nucleocytoplasmic transport. The record is from RefSeq and is a predicted model, not a curated record. NCBI's taxonomy places the organism in Eukaryota, Metazoa, Arthropoda, Malacostraca, Amphipoda, Hyalellidae.